Messenger RNA from Thermochaetoides thermophila DSM 1495, 1248 nucleotides. RefSeq lists its product as uncharacterized. NCBI's taxonomy places the organism in Eukaryota, Fungi, Ascomycota, Sordariomycetes, Sordariales, Chaetomiaceae. Bases 1 to 1248 code for a protein of 415 amino acids. The transcript is spliced from 2 exons. The record is from RefSeq and is a predicted model, not a curated record.
AUGGACUCACCGCGACAAACUCCCCAGCAUUCACCGAAUCCGUCGAUCAACGACUUUCAGCAGUUCUCCUUCUCUGCCAGCAACUCAUACUACGAGGGCUCUCCCCACCAUGACCGCCGUUAUUCCAAGGCCUCAGCCUCUUCAUUCAACGAAUCCAUCGCCGGCAGCACAUCUGGUCUGCCACUAGACGGCCCAGACGGUGGUGCAGGAGGGAAAGGCUUGGGGAACCUUGCCGAUGAACUGGCUGCCUUUGAUGACGAUGGCUACGAUGACGGGUAUGGCGAUGGAGAGGGCUACGACGAAGAGGGCGCCUCUGGGUAUGAGGACGAGCGGGAAGGCGCUGGCGUUGGCAUUGGCAUCUCCCUCGAUCAAGCAGACGACGCGAAGCGUGAGGGGGUCAGAGAUAGUGGGGUUGAUGUCGAGAGCCCGAGGAGACGACAGGGCGGGGUAGGAGGAUCAGGAGGUGGAGGGCUAGGCGUGCCUAGCGGGACCAACGGGCGUCGCCAUAGGCGCGCGGGUAGUGAGUACGACGGGAGCGAGUACGGCACCGAUUCGGACCUAGAGUCUCCUGGCAUUCCGCCACGGCUGGCCGAGAAGAUGGCCGAGGUGGAGGCAUUGGCUCGCCGCGGUACUGAGAACAACGGUUCGUCGGCGGAUGGCACAUUUAAGCGUGUCACGGAUGGCUUGCGUGAUCUGGGCUCGCAGGCUGGUAUCGAGGGUGCUGCCUCAAGACUGAUAACCGCUCACUCGGCCCUAACCACGCACCUAACCCACCAAACCCGUCUCCUCCAUAACCUCACCUACCCCCUCAUCUCUUCCCACAACCAAUCCCACAUCGACCCCGACUCCAUCGACUCCCUCCUCCCGCUCCUCCUCUCUCUGCAAUCGACCCUCCCUCGCCCCGCAACCCCGGCCCUCCACGCCCUCAGCUCCCUGCAGAAUCUCACCCAAGACCUGAUCCACACCCUCAACUACCUCUCCGACACGCUUCACAUGUCGCGGCAGACAACGACUGCCGCGGCGAGGAAGCUCAAGAGUGCUAGGGAUGUUGUUGCUGAGAUGAGGAGGGACGAGGAGUUGAGGGAGGAAGGGGUUAGGUGGCUUGAGAGAGGAAAUUGGGGAGAGAGAUUGGCGAGGAGGGAGUGUGCGCAUGUCUGUGGGGAGGUGGUUGGGGGCUUUGAGAAGGUGUGUGAGGGUUGGCGGGAGAGGUUGGUGAAGGCUUUGAAGGAGGAGUCCUCGCAGGCGUGA